Fulvia fulva is the source of this 663-nucleotide messenger RNA. RefSeq names its product Cyanate hydratase. The transcript is spliced from 4 exons. Gene Ontology annotation, molecular function: DNA binding; cyanate hydratase activity. Bases 1 to 663 code for a protein of 220 amino acids. The record is from RefSeq and is a predicted model, not a curated record. Lineage: Eukaryota; Fungi; Ascomycota; Dothideomycetes; Mycosphaerellales; Mycosphaerellaceae.
AUGAUGUGUGGUCCAGGAAGAACAUGGUCAUCCGCAAUCGCGGCAAGACGCCUGCUCCCUGCCAGCUCUCCAACUCCACCUGCAGCACAAGCGUCGAAGAUUACUACCGCUCCAAUUGACCUCACGACAGACGCGAGCAACAACACAUCCAACAUGGCAGCACAAGGAACCUCCAGCGGGCACCCCAUCACCGUCUUGACAGCAGACCUCGCCCCCAAACUCCCGGCCCACAGCUCCCUCCUCUUCGCCCAAAAGAAAACCAAAAACCUCUCAUUCGAAACCAUCGCCCAAGCCCUCGGCCGCGACGAAGUUGCCGUCGCCGCAAUCUUCUACGGCCAAGCAAAGGCUUCAGACGAAAACAUCUCCAAACUCGCUUCCGUCCUCGACAUUAAUGAGAACAUCCUCCGCGAGACUGAGAUCAUUGGUCUCCCCGACCGAGGCAAGAGCGUGGAUAUGCCGCCCAGAGAGCCGUUGAUUUAUCGCUUGUACGAGAUUGUGCAGAAUUAUGGGUAUGCGUAUAAGGCGGUGAUCAACGAGAAGUUUGGUGAUGGGAUUAUGAGUGCCAUUUCGUUUUCGACGAAGGUGGAGAAGGAGGUGGAUGAUAAGGGGGAGUGGGUCAAGAUCACAUUGAGGGGCAAAUGGCUUCCCUUCACUCGAUUCUAG